AAAGGUAGAAAAGCAGAUUUGAUUUUGAUGAACGCCAUAAUAUGAAAACGAAAUCCUUGUAAUUGCAACAGAUUUGAGAUGUCUGGUUUAAGAAGGCCGUGGUCCGAUAAUACUCCUCUAUUGUCCUCACGUAAAGAAAAACAACAUACCUCCCCUGUCUCCCGCUCCUCUCCUUCCUCAGUCGAAAUGUCAACCGCCGCCGCAACCACCACUCCUCGCCGCUCCAUCUUCCUUGGCGUCGACGUCGGCACCGGCAGCGCCCGCGCUGGCCUGUUUGAUGAGAGUGGAAAACUUCUGGGGUCUGCUAGUAGUCCUAUACAAAUAUGGAAAGAAGGUGACUGUGUUGAGCAAUCUUCGACAGAUAUUUGGCAUGCCAUAUGUGCCGCUGUGAAAUCUGCGUGCUCCCUUGCAAAUGUUUCAGGGGAUGAAGUGACAGGGAUGGGAUUCGCGGCUACUUGUUCUCUUGUUGCGGUCGAUGCUGAUGGAAGCCCUGUUACAGUUUCCUGGAGUGGUGAUUCAAGACGGAAUGUUAUAGUAUGGAUGGAUCAUAGAGCUGUUAAACAAGCUGAAAAGAUCAAUUCUUCUAACUCACCAGUAUUGCAAUAUUGUGGUGGAGCUCUUUCUCCUGAAAUGGAGCCACCAAAGCUUUUAUGGGUGAAAGAAAAUUUGCCAGAAUCUUGGUCGAUGGUGUUUAGAUGGAUGGACUUGAGUGAUUGGUUGUCAUACAGAGCAACUGGAGAUGAUACUCGGAGUCUGUGCACAACAGUAUGCAAAUGGACUUAUCUUGGUCAUGCACACAUGCAGCAGUUGAAUGGGAAAGAUUCCCGCAACAUGGAAACUUGUGGAUGGGAUGAUGAUUUUUGGGAAGAGAUUGGCUUAGGUGAUCUUGUUGAUGGGCAUCAUGCUAAAAUUGGACGAAGUGUAGCUUUCCCUGGUCAUCCUUUGGGUUCUGGUUUAACUCCUACAGCUGCACAGGAACUGGGUCUUGUGGCAGGAACACCUGUGGGGACUUCACUGAUAGAUGCUCAUGCUGGUGGUGUGGGGAUAAUGGAAAGUGUCCCCGAGUUAGGUUCUGAAGCUAAAGAGAAUGAUAAUGAAGCUAUAUGUCAUCGUAUGGCAUUAAUCUGCGGUACUUCUACCUGUCAUAUGGCUGUGUCCCGAAACAAGCUAUUUAUUCCUGGGGUCUGGGGACCGUUUUGGUCAGCGAUGAUACCUGAGUACUGGCUUACAGAAGGUGGACAGAGUGCUACUGGUGCAUUAUUAGAUUAUAUAAUUGAAAAUCAUGCUGCUUCUCCCAGACUUGCAAAUCGUGCUGCUUCUUUAAAAAUAUCCAUGUUUGAACUACUGAGCAAUACAAUCAAGACAAUGAUAGAUGAACUGAAGUCUCCAUUCCUUGCUGCUUUGACUGAACAUAUACAUGUCCUUCCUGAUUUUCAUGGAAAUAGGUCUCCCAUUGCAGAUCCAAAAUCCAAAGGAAUUGUUUUUGGCCUGACUCUAGAAACGAGUGAGAGACAGUUGGCUCUUUUAUACCUUGCUACCGUACAGGGUAUUGCAUAUGGUACACGUCACAUUGUGGAGCACUGCAACGCUCAUGGUCAUAAAAUCGAUACAUUACUUGCAUGUGGUGGCCUCUCAAAGAACUCCCUCUACAUCCAAGAACAUGCAGAUAUCCUUGUGUUAUCAAAAGGUGCUCAGGCGCUUGCUUAAGCGCUAUAGGCGAGUGAGGCCACAGCAUCUUUAUUAGCCUCAAGCGAUGAAUUUCAAUGAAGUGCUGCCUAGGCGAGUGCCUGGUGGGUGGGUGUCAGGCAUUAAAGCCAGCACCUGCUUUAAAUACAUCUUUUUUUUAACUAAUUUAUGUUUUGACCUGCUUGUCCUUUUUUAAUGUACCACAAGAAACAAUUUAUAGGUAUUUUUGUUAAAAAAAAGAUUAGGGUAAAAAAAUAAUAAUGUGGUAGACAAACAAACAAGGAAGGACACCUUAGAAGAGAAACAACAGCUACACUUUCAUUUCUUUCUUCACUUUUUUUGCGCUCCCCCCCCCCCCACCCCAUGUCAUUCCUUCUCUCUCUCUUCACAUGUUCAUUUUAAUGGUGUUAUGCAGCUGAAAUUUUUAACCUUUUGUUUUUAUAUUUUCUUUUGAUUUUCUAAUUAUCUAAUCUUAAUUGGAAAGAUAUAUAUAAUUUAUAGCAUAUUGCCUUGGUUCAUUUUACAGGCUUGGCACCUAUUAGCGCAUUUGACAACAUUGUACCAUACUGCACCAAUAUAUUUGCGUUUGACUUUGUAUACAGUUUUUGACUGUUUUCUCCAUUUAGUAGUGUUAUGUGUGGACAGAAAAAAGAAAGUAACGUGUAGUGUGUGACAAAGGAAAUAGUUUUUAGCGUGAAUGAUUGGCUUUGCAUGGAAAUAGGGCUGCUAGCUUAGAAAACUGGACUGUCUAGUUGAAAAUAUCCGGGUUGUAGUUUCAGUAGUAAAGCAUAGUGCUAACUUCAAUAUAAAUUUUCAUGACAUCAAUCAUCAAUGUUGAAUGGUAGGUAAAA
Populus nigra (black poplar) is the source of this 2537-nucleotide messenger RNA. RefSeq lists its product as uncharacterized. Bases 79 to 1707 code for a protein of 542 amino acids. The transcript is spliced from 14 exons. Gene Ontology annotation, biological process: carbohydrate metabolic process. The record is from RefSeq and is a predicted model, not a curated record. Gene Ontology annotation, molecular function: phosphotransferase activity, alcohol group as acceptor; kinase activity. Lineage: Eukaryota; Viridiplantae; Streptophyta; Magnoliopsida; Malpighiales; Salicaceae.